Molecule: messenger RNA, 1431 nt
Organism: Coniosporium apollinis CBS 100218
Lineage: Eukaryota; Fungi; Ascomycota; Dothideomycetes
Product: protein transporter SEC61 subunit alpha
Exons: 13
Coding region: 1-1431 (476 amino acids)
Biological process (GO): SRP-dependent cotranslational protein targeting to membrane, translocation; post-translational protein targeting to membrane, translocation
Cellular component (GO): Sec61 translocon complex; membrane
Molecular function (GO): transmembrane protein transporter activity; ribosome binding; signal sequence receptor activity
Source: RefSeq, a predicted model, not a curated record
AUGAGCGGCCUACGGUUCCUCGAUCUCGUUAAGCCCUUUGUGCAGUUCAUCCCGGAGGUGUCGCUGCCCGAAACGAAGGUCCCAUUCAACCAGAAGCUAGUAUGGACCGGUGUGGUUCUUCUGGCCUUUUUGGUCAUGUCCCAGAUGCCACUUUACGGAAUCGUAUCAUCGGACAGCUCGGACCCGCUGUACUGGCUACGCAUGAUGAUGGCGAGUAACAGAGGAACGCUGAUGGAACUUGGAAUCACCCCAGUUGUCACCUCGGGCAUGGUCUUCCAGCUUUUGGCUGGCACUCACCUCAUCGACGUCAACUUGGAUCUCAAGAGCGACAGGGAACUCUAUCAGACAGCGCAGAAGCUCCUUGCUCUCAUCUUGUCUUUCGGCCAGGCCAUUAUCUUCGUUAUGACCGGUCUCUAUGGCCAGCCAAGCGAUCUUGGUGCCGGUGUCUGCAUCCUGCUCGUCACUCAGUUGAUGAUCGCUGGUCUGAUCGUCAUUCUCCUGGACGAAUUGCUGCAGAAGGGAUAUGGAUUGGGCAGUGGCAUCAGUCUUUUCAUCGCCACUAAUAUCUGCGAGUCAAUCAUUUGGAAGGCGUUUAGCCCGACGACAAUCAACACCGGUCGCGGUCCUGAGUUCGAAGGCGCUAUCAUCGCUCUCUUCCACCUCCUUGUCACGUGGCCUAACAAGCAGCUUGCACUUCGCGAAGCCUUCUACCGCCAGUCUUUGCCGAACAUCAUGAAUUUGAUUGCCACUAUUGCUGUGUUCGGCGCAGUCAUCUAUCUUCAGGGCUUCCGCGUCGAGAUCCCCGUCAAGUCCUCAAAGCAGCGUGGCAUGCGUGGUAGCUACCCCGUCAGGCUUUUCUACACGAGCAACAUGCCCAUCAUGCUGCAGUCUGCUCUCUCUUCGAACGUCUUCCUCAUCUCGCAGAUGCUAUACAGCCGCUUCUCUGAAAACCUCCUCAUCCGCCUUCUCGGUGUCUGGGAGCCUCGCGAGGGAUCUUCCCAGCUCUUCGCUACCUCCGGUCUGGCAUACUAUAUGUCCCCUCCAUUGAACUUCAAGGAGGCCCUCCUCGACCCCUUUAAGACCGCCGUCUUCAUCGCAUACAUGUUGGCCGCCUGUGCGAUCUUCUCCAAGACCUGGAUCGAGGUUUCUGGUUCCAGCCCCCGGGAUGUCGCGAAGCAGCUUAAGGAGCAGGGUCUUGUCAUGGCUGGUCAUCGUGAAGAAAGCAUGUACAGGGAGCUGAAGAGGGUCAUCCCAACCGCUGCCGCUUUCGGUGGAGCUUGCAUCGGCGCGUUGUCUGUUGUUAGCGAUCUCCUGGGUGCACUUGGCUCGGGUACUGGUAUUCUUUUGGCUGUCACUAUCAUCUACGGCUACUUCGAGAUCGCCGCCAAGGAGGGCGAUAUGGCAGGCCUCAGAGGCAUGGUGAUGAGCUAA